AUGCGGUUUAUCGCCUUCUUCGCGUCUGCUACCGGCUUUCUAACUUUGGUCUCUGCUCAGAGGCCUCCGAGGCCUUCGCCUGACUGGCCUUUUGAUGUGACAGAAAUCAAGGCGCCGGACGGGUCCAUUUCGGCCAGCUUCGUUUCGAUUGGAGCAACGCUCACCCAACUCUGGGUGAAGGACAGGGAUGGAAAGGCGAGGGACGUGGUUCUGGGUUAUGAUGAUCCCAGCCUACUUUGGUCCGACCCUGCCCAUCCGGUUUUCGGUGCGAUGGUUGGCCGCACAGUCAUGGAGCUGGGCGCUUAUGGGACUAUUAUAGGCACCUUUUCCAUCCCCAUCUCCAAGAACCCGACGCCUGGAGCUCCAGGGACAUACCAUAUCCCAACCAACGACAAAGGAGGCGCCGUGGCCCUCCAUGGAGGUCUCAUCGGCUGGGACAGGCGCAACUUUACGCUCGUCGCAAAGUCGCCUACGAGCGUUACUUAUAAGCACGUUGACAAUGGAGACGAGGGCUUCCCUGGAACCGUCACUGCCUACGUGACACAUACCGUGUCAAGAGGAGGCUCGCUGGAGACGCGUGUUAGGGCGACUGCGACCGAGAAGACGCCUUUGAUGAUGACUCAACAUACCUAUUGGAACCUUGAUGCCUUCCAAAACGGAGUCAACGACACCCUCGACCACGUUCUCCAAAUCGACUCGUCGAAAGUCAUCGAGUUGAACGAGAACGCCAUCCCGACUGGUGAAUUCAUCGAUGUUACAGGGACUGUGUUUGAUUUCAGGAAGCCUCAGGCUCAUGGAGCGAGAUGGGACGACGUUCAAGGACUUUGCGGUGGCGAAUGCACGGGGUACGACCACUGCUGGGUAUACGACUCGCGCGACCGGAGAGCUGCGAACCGACCCCGCACCUCGCUUUGGAGUCCCCACUCUGGAAUCCGCAUGGACAUCUACACCAACCAGGACGCACUCCAAAUCUACUCCGCAUACUGGAUGAACACUGUCAGGAAGAAGGCUCACGGCGGACCUGAGCUGAGCUAUGGACGCUGGUCUGGUAUUGCGCUUGAGACGCAGGGUCAUGUCGCUGCGAUCAAUACGCCCGAGUGGGGUGUUGACCAUAUUUAUGGUAAAGUGGCUGAACUUGGGGUUGUAGAUGGGCCAAAUCGUCCAUAUGAGUGGAAGACGACGUAUAAGUUCUCUACCGUUCAGUAG
Molecule: messenger RNA, 1206 nt
Organism: Coprinopsis cinerea okayama7#130
Lineage: Eukaryota; Fungi; Basidiomycota; Agaricomycetes; Agaricales; Psathyrellaceae
Product: galactose-1-epimerase
Exons: 10
Coding region: 1-1206 (401 amino acids)
Biological process (GO): glucose metabolic process; beta-D-galactose catabolic process via UDP-galactose, Leloir pathway
Molecular function (GO): carbohydrate binding; aldose 1-epimerase activity
Source: RefSeq, a predicted model, not a curated record